AUGAUUGAAGUUAAUACUUCUGAUUCUCAUUCCCCUGAGAAUCCAAAGGUAGAAGACCCUUCAACAUCCUCCAACCCGGUCAAGAAAGUGCAAAACAAGUUAAAGAGCCAUGUUCCUUGCUGCCAAUAUUGUCUUGAAAUUAUCUUCGUAAUUAUCUCCAUACUGACAUUGGCAGCUCUCGUACUUAUCAUCACAGCGGUGCUACAAUCAGUUAUAGUUGGAAUCGCGGUGAGGAAAACCAGUCGCGACAAUCGUAUCCUUGAGGAGUCAUUAAGAGAGUCAUUCGAUUUGGCCCGACAAGAAAAUCCUAGACAUGCACAAUUAUGGGCGGCGAUUCAACACGACAGCGUUGAAUCUCCCCGAUGUUGUCCCACCGAAUGUUCCCAUCUCCUGCUGUCCCACAUACGAUCCAUCGCGAUCCGACCUGGUGCAGGAGCGGGACAGGCAAACGUGCAAGAUGAACAGAGUUUAUUAUACUGA
Diatraea saccharalis (sugarcane borer) is the source of this 480-nucleotide messenger RNA. Lineage: Eukaryota; Metazoa; Arthropoda; Insecta; Lepidoptera; Crambidae. The record is from the annotation of a GenBank genome assembly.